AUGGCCGAGAAGCUCACGUUUUCCGCAGAACAGGCCGCUUUGCUGGAGCCUCACUUGCCGCCGACGAAGACCACUCAAGGAUCAGGCAUUUACGUGACCUUGACGUAUGCGUCUUCGCUCGACUCUUCCCUGUCGCUCGCGCCGGGCGUGCGCACCCGCCUCUCCGGCCCGGAAUCCAAAGCCAUGACCCAUUACCUGCGCGCCCGGCACAACGCCAUUCUCAUUGGCGUCUCGACGCUUCUCGCCGAUGACCCCGCGCUCAACUGUCGCAUAGCCGGCGCGGAGCACACGCAGCCCCGGCCCGUCAUCAUUGAUCCGCACCUGCGCUGGACGCCCCAGGCAACCGACAAGGUGCUGGAGACGCAGCGCCGGGGCGCGGGCCUGGCGCCGUUUGUCAUCACGGCAGAGUCGAACAGCAUCCCCGAGGCUGCGUCGCGGCUUCUCGAGCAGCACGGCGGCAAGUACAUACCGCUGAAAGUAGGGUUUCCGGGCCCGGAUGGACGGCUGCGCUUUGACUGGCACGACAUCUUUGCCAGGCUGGCUGACCACGAGCGCAUUUCAAGUGUCAUGGUGGAAGGCGGCGGGAAUAUUAUUAAUUCUCUGCUGGACCCUGCUUGUCAUCAGUUGAUAAACUCGGUCAUUGUCACAAUAGCACCGACCUGGCUAGGCCAAGGCGGAGUUGUCGUGUCGCCGGCGCGCGUGCACGAUCAGUCAGGAUCACCGGUAGCCGCGGCCCGCCUACAUGACGUCUCGUGGCACCCCUUUGGUGAGGACAUUGUAUUGUGUGGCAAGCUACAAUGA
This is a messenger RNA of Beauveria bassiana ARSEF 2860, 801 nucleotides long. RefSeq names its product riboflavin-specific deaminase domain-containing protein. The transcript has a single exon. Gene Ontology annotation, molecular function: 5-amino-6-(5-phosphoribosylamino)uracil reductase activity. The record is from RefSeq and is a predicted model, not a curated record. Gene Ontology annotation, biological process: riboflavin biosynthetic process. The coding region runs from base 1 to 801 and encodes 266 amino acids. Lineage: Eukaryota; Fungi; Ascomycota; Sordariomycetes; Hypocreales; Cordycipitaceae.